GUCCGCAUUCCGCCCGGACCAAAGACGCUUCCCGUCGUCGGUAACCACUAUGAGCUGUAUCCCGACCCCCUUGGAAAUUUCGACAGACUCUUUUCACGAUAUGGGCCCAUGAUCAAGACUGUAAACAUGGGAACAACAACUUACCACACCAAUGACCCAGAAAUAUCACGACACAUUUUGCUCGAGGGAGAAUUCUUCACCAAAGCAACAUCCAACCCCUCGCACCCGUUGUACUACCUCAGCGAGCAGAAUGCACUCUUCACCUGUGACACAGCAUCCCCUGCCUUUGCCAUCAGCCACAAAUUUGUUCCACCCGCACUGUCACCCCGCGCCAUAGCUCACCAUGCACCACUCAUCAGAGCAGCAGCGCGGGAUAUUUUCCCCGUCCUCGAUGAGCUCUCCACCAAAGACCUUGCAUUCAACGUCUAUCAAUACAUGUUCAAAAUGGGCGGCCAGGUUAUUUGGCGUGUAGUAGCCGGGCAGGACCUGCAGCAUUUCAAAGCGGUCAACACACCGCCGGCGUUACCAAUCAGGCUGUUUGGGCAAUAUCUGCACCUCAUGAAGAAAGUCUCGCUACGCCCCGCUUGGUACGGACGACUGCCGUUUGGGGAUGCAGCCCGACUUCGUGCAGUGCGCGAUGAACUUUGGGCGGAGAUUGCCAGAGCCCUGAGGGAAUGUGCUUCACCUGACGGGGAGACGCUGUCGCUAUCAGAUCCGACUGCGUCGUUGAAAGCGACAUGUAUUGCUGAUUAUCUCAGCCUGGUUAGAGACGACAAGGGCCAGGGACUACCUGAGGAGGUGCUUUUGGCCAACACUGUGGCGGUGCUGGGUGCUGGUUUCACUACCAGUGCCUCGCUACUGUCAUGGAGUCUCUAUGCGCUAGUAAAAUAUCCAGGCAAUCAAGAGAGGCUCCUGCAAGAGCUAGUCGACCAUGGGGCAGACAGCGAGAAGGACUGGACUUACGACCAGUUGCAUGCCAUGAAGUUUCUCGACUCCUUCAUCAAAGAAACGCAACGGCUCCACAGUCCAAGUUUCCAGACAACGAGAAACGCAAAGAAGGAUCUCAUCUUGCCUGGUGGUUACUUCAUCCCGGAGGGCUCCGUCGUCACGACGUGCUUUCCAAGCCUGCACAAGAAUCCAGCUCACUGGGACAAUCCAUUGAAAUUUGACCCAGACAGGUGGCUCGAGCAGGGGUUUGCUGCCCAGGCAGCUCGCAAGGGGCUUUACACACCCUUUGCUGCGGGUAAGAGAGGAUGUGUGGGGUUUAAUCUGGCACUGGCCGAGGUCAAGAUGGUGUUGGCUGAAUUGGUAUACAACUACAAGUUUGAGGAUGCGUCGCCGGAAGCUGUUGUUUAUGACCCAGAGUUUCUGGUCACUCGGCCACUCAACUUCUAUGCGAGUGCCACGAGGAGGACGGAAUGGCCAUCGAAGAGAGCUGAGUAA
Messenger RNA from Podospora anserina S mat+, 1443 nucleotides. RefSeq lists its product as uncharacterized. The transcript has a single exon. The record is from RefSeq and is a predicted model, not a curated record. Gene Ontology annotation, molecular function: iron ion binding; oxidoreductase activity, acting on paired donors, with incorporation or reduction of molecular oxygen; heme binding. The annotation marks the transcript as partial. Lineage: Eukaryota; Fungi; Ascomycota; Sordariomycetes; Sordariales; Podosporaceae.